UAGGUAACUCACAAAACUCCUCUCCAGCAGCUCAGGCUCUCCUGGGGUUAACUCUUGCUGUGGGGCUGGGAUGAGGAAAAACAGAUCUUCCCAAGCUGCAGCUGCAAUUGACAUUUUUCUUCACUCCACACCUGAACUCCUGCUCCCUGGAAGAGAAACCUGAAUAAAGACAGCUGUGGCGACAGAGAAGCAUUCUUCUUGGUAGUGGCCGCUUCUGACUUCAGAUUUGUGGGCACUGAGCUAGAAAGGAGUGCAGAGAGAGAGGACUCGGAGGUAAACGACACUGGGAAAUGGGAAAUUCAGGGAAGAAAGGACCUGCCUUUCUUCCUCUUAAAAAAGUGUCCUUUGCAAGGUUCAUCUUUUCAUCUGGACUGCCCACAGAACGAUUGGAAGAAUCUUUGCAGACCCACCAGAGAUCCCUGGAUUCCACUUGGAGAACCAUUGAUCUAAAAACAUCUUGAUUUCAGAACCCUUCUUUUCAUCUGGAAUUAUCUAUCAUUGACCGCAGAGAGCUGCUUCUGACGACUCCUGGGACAGGGCCCUGUGUAGUGAGAGAUAUCCCAGGAUGGAUGUCACCCGCCUCUUCCUAGCUACCCUGCUGGUCUGCCUGUGCUUCCUCAAUGCCUACAGCCACCUAGCACCUGAGGAAAAGCCCAGGGAUGAAGGGAGCCUGAGAAGCAACUCCUCCAAGAACCUGUUAGAUUUCCCUUCUGUCUCUAUUGUGGCACUGAACAAGAAAUCCAAGAUCAGCAGAAAAGAAGCGGAAAAGAAGAAAAGCUCUUCCAAGAAAAAGGCUCCGACGAAGAAGGUGGCGCGGCCCCGGCCCCCGCUGCCCACUCCCUGCGUGGCCACCCGCGACAGUUGCAAGCCUCCCGCUCCCGCCUGCUGUGACCCGUGUGCCUUCUGCCAGUGCCGCUUCUUCCGCAGCGUCUGCUCCUGCCGCGUGCUCAGCCCCACCUGUUGAGCGCUUCCACCUCAGGGUGGCGGGCGGGAUGGGGCAGGGAUUCCAGGGUUGGGGAUCCCCGGGCCCUGAGGCCCUUCUGGGGCGGGCGAUCUCUAGUAGGUGUAGCUUGCAGGGACAGGGCGUGGGCGUGGCUACUGGCGUUGGGGAGGAACUUUCAGGAGGAGGGGUUUCAAGGAGACGUGGCUUGGGCUGGGCUAAAAUCCAAAUAUAUGCAGGCUGCUUGAA
Camelus dromedarius (Arabian camel) is the source of this 1189-nucleotide messenger RNA. It is a transcript of the gene ASIP, whose product is annotated as agouti signaling protein. NCBI's taxonomy places the organism in Eukaryota, Metazoa, Chordata, Mammalia, Artiodactyla, Camelidae. The transcript is spliced from 5 exons. Gene Ontology annotation, molecular function: neuropeptide hormone activity; melanocortin receptor binding. The coding region runs from base 566 to 964 and encodes 132 amino acids. The record is from RefSeq and is a predicted model, not a curated record. Gene Ontology annotation, biological process: melanosome organization; hormone-mediated signaling pathway; positive regulation of melanin biosynthetic process. Gene Ontology annotation, cellular component: extracellular region.